Messenger RNA from Mus caroli (Ryukyu mouse), 3214 nucleotides. RefSeq names its product INTS3 and NABP interacting protein (gene Inip). NCBI's taxonomy places the organism in Eukaryota, Metazoa, Chordata, Mammalia, Rodentia, Muridae. The record is from RefSeq and is a predicted model, not a curated record. Gene Ontology annotation, cellular component: nucleoplasm; nucleus; SOSS complex. Gene Ontology annotation, biological process: DNA repair.
AGUUGGUGCCGGCGGGAAGGUUGUAGCGCGGUGCAUUGCUGCACUCUCGCCGGGUUCUGCGUGGGCGCGCCCCCCUGCACGGCGGCGACCGGACAGCGAGCUUUCUCCAGGCUCCUCGCAUUCCGGAUGAUUGUAAAGUCCUGAUCAGUGGCCACUGAAUAUAAUUGACCCAGAAUAGGAAGAUGGCAGCAAAUCCUUCAGGACAAGGUUUUCAAAAUAAAAAUAGAGUUGCAAUUUUGGCUGAACUGGACAAAGAGAAAAGAAAAUUACUUAUGCAGAACCAAUCUUCAACAAGCCACCCUGGAGCUAGCAUCUCGCUCUCCAGACCCUCUCUUACCAAGGACUUCCGGGACCAUGCUGAGCAGCAGCACAUUGCUGCCCAGCAGAAGGCAGCUUUGCAGCAUGCUCAUGCACAUUCCUCUGGCUACUUCAUAACUCAAGACUCUGCAUUUGGGAAUCUAAUUCUUCCUGUUUUACCUCGCCUUGACCCCGAAUGAAGAAAGUGCCGGCGGCGAUAAGGGAACUUGUAAUAUCAAAUGUCAAAGUUCUCACUCAGCUCUAUACAAACUGACUUUCAGAACUUUGGAGAACUUAGCUUUUGUUUCUUUAAAGAAAGGAAUGAGUAAGUGAGGGAAAGAGAAGAGGAGCUGGGCGCUGAGACCUCGGGGAGCGGCGGCGGCGAGGACCUGGCUGUGCUGGCCAAGGCGGACUUCUUUGUAUUGCCAUUGGACUUUCCCUUGGACUCAGAAUUGCUUAGUCUCAUGAAAUCUGCAUCACCUUCAACAAGGACUGAAUGAAUUAUCAUGUGGGAAGCCUUGGGUUUGACCCCAUCACUGCACAUACAAGCUCUAAGGACGGCACAUGCCUGUGAUCUCAGCACUAGAGGAAUCGAGGCAGAAGAUUGGAAGUUCAAGGCCAUCCUUGCCUAGGUAGUGAUUUUGAGACCAGUCUAAGGUAUAUGAGACUGUGCCUCAAAAAUAACCAAAAUCACCCAAAAAAGCCAUUAAUAGUCGUAACUUUAAAGAGACGAAGAUGCUUUUUAAAAAAGUGAAGAGCGGGCUUACACACUUUGUGGUUGCUUGUGCUAAGAAACAAGCUAUCUAGAAAUAGGCUCUAAGCUAAUAACUACUUCCAAGAAAACUCGCCAGUCAGACUCAUCUUAAGUCUUUUUCAAAUAAAUGCUACAGUGGUAGCAAAUGAAUGAUGUGACUAAAUACUGUUAUGAAAAGCAGCUUAAGUAAUGUGGCAGCUGUAAGUGGAUGUGUACUCUCAUUUCAUGUUGCUGCAGAAGUGGUGGGCCUGAGUGGUUUUAUUUUCUAUUUUUUAUCUAAUUGAAGACUUAAAAUUAGGCAAAUUAAGGCCUUUUAAAUCAUUUUACAUAAGGUUAAACAAGUUGCUCAACAGGGCCAAACUUGAACAAGAACAGAGGUGCUUAUUUAUAUCUGUACCUCCCACCACCCUCCCUUUGCCCUAUAGAAUUAGAAUUUGAUUAAAGUGUGAAAAGUAUGGCUUAGAGAGUCCUAUAAUACCUUACACAAAGAUGUCAUGAUUAAAAUUCUAUUUUAUGAGGGAGUUACUUUGUAAGGAUCCUGUCAUUUUCUGUACCCAAGGAUUGACCCUAGGACUUUAACAGUUAUGGAUGUGUUUUACCGAACCUCAUCACCCCGGGUAACUGACUGCAUCUGCAUCCUCUCUGCUGUUGGAAUUUAAACAUCUUCAGUUGGGGCAAUAUUCAGUGUUACUCCCUUCUGAUAGUGUGCUAUAGGUGUUGUCACCAGCCACAUCCACCGUCCUGCUCAGUGUACGGGAAGCAGCAGUGAGCAGUCUUCCUGGUUCUCCACGGAGUCACCACACUGCACCCUGUGUCUGCUGCUGACCCAGGGGCCAUCCAGCUUUCCUCUGCACCUCCUAGUAGUCUUCCUCUUGCAUUUCUUGGAGUUUCUGUGCAGUGAGAUCCGUGACUUACUGACAUGAUUCUGAAUCUGUCUACUGAUGUUAGGAAGAGAAAAGGGUUUCCGCUGUCGAAACCUUGCCUACUAUGUGACGUUGUAAUCUAGGUGCUUGUUUUCCCUUCCUGUGUCAGAUCAAAUACCCGGAUGGGAACAACUCAAGGGAGAAAGGGCUGAUCUAGAUUCACAGUUUGAGGCACAGUCUGUCAUGGUCAGGAAGGUCAAGGCAGCAGGAGCUUGAAGCAGUUGGCCACAUCUCCUCCACAGUCGAGAACUAGAGAACAAAUGGAUUCUACUGUGCUGUCUUUUUGUAACCAGUAUUCUAGCCAGGGAGUGAUGCCACUCAUCAGUGGGUGGAGCGUCUACCUCAGUUAAUACUAUCAGUAAUUCCCUAAGGCAUGCCCAGAGGCUCAUCUUGUAGUGGUUCUAGAUGUUGUCAUGCUAACAGUCCAGUCCCAUUAAUCAGGAGGACUUUCCAAUGGUCCUCUGCUUCGGGUACGUACCCAUUUCUGUGGGUACCUAUUAAUAUCUACUCUGGUAUAUGCUGUGUUUGAGGGACAAAAAGGUCACAGAGAGGGAGGUGACAUUUUUGAGGACCCCACUCUGGCAUUCAAGUUGUCAUAAAGUAAGCAGUUAGGGCCCAAGACAGGCAUCUUGGAGUAGACUGCAGUCUGACCGGGGCUGGAAGUCUGUAGAUGACAGAACUGGCAAGGGACUGAAGGGACACCCAAGCAAAGGUCACAUUUCCAGCCAAGCCCAGUGUGGUGGAUCAUGCCUGUAAUCCUAGCACUCAGCUAAGGCAGGAGAAUCACUAUGAAUUCAAGGCCAGCCUGGGCUACAGAGUGAGAGCACAACCCUCUCCCAACCCCCAAAGAAGUAUGAAAAGGAAUGAGUUUCAGGGAUGAAACUGCAGUGUUAAAGCUAGCGCUGGACUCGGUUGAAGCCUGAGUGAAUCCGUUGCUGGGGUCACGGGUGGGUGCCGUGGUGACGCACACUAUAAUCCCAGAACUCGGGAGGCAGAGGCAGGCAGAUUUCUGAGUUUGAGGCCAGCCUGGUCUACAGAGUGAGGUCCAGAGCAGCCAGGGCUACAGAGAAACCCUGUCUCAAAAACAAAAAAUAGGAACAGUACACAACUGACUGUUGUACUUAUUUAGGCCAAUGUUUUUUAAAGUACAAGUCUCAGCCUGUUUGAGCUGAAAAGGCAGCUUGAUGGUUUAAUGCAUUGUAUCAGCAUUAAAUAAACAAACAAAAAAAAUAGAAAAAUA